Messenger RNA from Arabidopsis thaliana (thale cress), 1599 nucleotides. Its product is annotated as F-box/FBD-like domains containing protein. The record is from RefSeq and is marked reviewed. Bases 289 to 1338 code for a protein of 349 amino acids. NCBI's taxonomy places the organism in Eukaryota, Viridiplantae, Streptophyta, Magnoliopsida, Brassicales, Brassicaceae. The transcript is spliced from 5 exons.
GUAACCAAACGCUUUCGCAGUUCUUUAGGCUUUCUCAGGAUUCCUAGCAGAAUCGAGCUUCCAACUGGAAUUCACAGGUUUAAUUUUUUCCAGGGUUUUGUCCUGUUUCAGAUUUCAACAUUACAGCUCUCUGUAGGGUUUUGUCAUGCUUGUGUUCUGUGUUUUCUCUUGUUACUAAUUCGUUUGCUUGGCCUGAAAAAAAAUCAUUUGAUGGUGUUUUUUUCUAGUGUUUUACAGUAACUUAGAAUCUGUAAGAGUUUGACAAAAAAAAUAAAAAACCUGUAAGAUAUGGACAUAUUCAAUGGAUUGCCAGAUGAUGUGCUGGUGAAGAUUUUAUCGUUUGUUCCGACAAAAGUUGCUGUAUCCACUUCCAUUUUGUCUAAGCGUUGGGAGUUUCUUUGGAUGUGGUUGCCUAGACUCGAUUUCGGUUCUCCAAAGACUGAUCUUCUGGCUUUUCUCAACACUUGUCAAUAUGAUAAGGAGGAGGAGGUUGGACUUGUGGAUUUUAUUGACAAGAAGCUGCCACUACACAGAGCUCCGUUUCUCGCCAUGUACGUGUGCUGGAAAUUUCUUAUGAAUGUUGGGAUGAAAACAUAUUUCCAUGUACGUCACCUUGAAACUCGACAACGUGAAGGAAAAUCUCUUCAGGACAUUCUAUCUAUUUGUCCUGUUCUUGAUGAUCUAUCGGUGAUAUGUUCUGUGCAUCAAGAUGUUAAAGAGUUCACUAUUAUCGUCCCAUCUCUGCAGAGUUUAACUCUCUUUAUAGAAAAUUGUGAGGUUUUUGAUGGGUAUGUGAUAGAUACUCCUUUAAAGUAUUUGAAACUUGAAGACGUGCAUGAAGAGGAACACUACUGUUUACUUAAGAAAAUGCCUAAGCUGAGGGAAGCGUAUGUCGAUGUUCAAUUAGAUGAUCUCAAGAGUCUUAUUGGAUCAAUCACAUCUGUCAAGCGUCUUAACCAUAUGUUCAGAGAAAAGUCGAAAAUCCUUGGCCAGUUGCUCAAGGAUUCUCCUAACUUGCGAGUAUUGAAUAUCUUUAAAGUGCAAGGUCAUGUGACUCUUUCUACUGGUGUGGAUUGUUGGAAUCAACCGAUUUCUGUACCCGAAUGCUUGCUGGAGAGUCUACAAAUAUUCAACUUGUCACAUUACUUUGGAAAACAGCAAGAUCUAGAUUUUGUUGUUUACAUCUUGAAGAACGCUUGUCACUUAAAGACGGCAACAAUCCUGGCUGAUGAACCCGAACAUCUUGUUCCAAACCUUAAGGAGCUGACACUUUCUCCCAGAGCUUCAAGCACAUGCCAACUAAGUAUUCGCUGCGGACUUGGAUCAGAAAGGAGUUGACACUCUUCCAGAGCUUCAAGCACAUGCCAACUAAGUAUUCGCUGCAGACUUGGAUCACAUUGAGAGACUUGAAUCAUUAUUAGAUGUUUUCGUUUGUAUACCAAAUAUUUAUUUUCCUUUGAUUCCCGUAUGUUUUUAACAUAGACAAAAACUAUGUACUCAAUGAAUGGCUAGGGCGUGAGUAUUUUUUGUUCAUUGACACUGCUAUGUGCAAUGCAUCUAUAGCUAAAACUAGAGCGAGAGUAGCUUGUUUUGCUUGUU